Cucurbitaria berberidis CBS 394.84 is the source of this 2419-nucleotide messenger RNA. RefSeq names its product FAD monooxygenase-like protein. Gene Ontology annotation, molecular function: FAD binding. The coding region runs from base 250 to 2250 and encodes 666 amino acids. The record is from RefSeq and is a predicted model, not a curated record. The transcript is spliced from 2 exons. NCBI's taxonomy places the organism in Eukaryota, Fungi, Ascomycota, Dothideomycetes, Pleosporales, Cucurbitariaceae.
GAAUAUCUUCACGGCGCUGAAUUCGGCUACCCCUGUCACAAGUCACCCCAUCCCAGAAAACGUUUUCACGGCAAAAGCAACUAGACGCACUCUUGUGUCACACUCUUGGUACACCAUGGCGACCCUCGAUGGACUGAAAAUGGGAGCAUGUUCAGCAGAGCAUCGGACGGUACCCCUCCAUCGUCCUCACGUACCCCCAUUUUCGCACCCUAGUGGCCGACCAAACAUAGCCAGGGCAAGACUUAUAGCAUGUCUCCUUCGAUAUGGAGCUUCAUGAAGCGCACAGCACCCAACAGCCCACCAUCGUCGAAGCUUCAGAAGAUGGCUCCCGGAUUGCUGGAGACCGAGUCCCGCUCGUCGGGCACCAGCAUGGACGUGACAUCGCAGUUCUCGUAUGUGAGGGACGAAGACUACUCAAGCUUCAUGAGCGAUGUCUUAGUUGUUGGUGCAGGGCCGGCUGGUCUCAUGCUUGCCGAUAAUCUAGUGAGAUACGGUAUCAAAACGCGAAUCAUCGACGACCGACCCGACCGCACCUUGACCGGACGCGCCGAUGGCCUCCAGCCCAAGACGAUCGAGACGCUACGCCAGAUGCGCGUUGCUGAGCCGCUGCUACGGAAGGGCGUCAAGGUCUACGACAUUUCCUUCUGGAAGUCGACGAGCGAGAAGUCGUUGUACCGCACAGGUCGCGAGAUCCACUACCCGCCCAUCGUAGAUCUUCUCGACCCAUACAUUCUGCUGGUGCACCAGGGCAUGGUUGAGGCCGUCUUCGAGGAUGACCUUAGGGAGCGGGGCAUCGUCGUCUCGCGCAACACAGCCUUCGUCGGCUUCGACUACACGCCAAUGUCUAUCCGCCCCCUGACGGUCAGCUGCGCACAAGAUGUCAAUCACGCUAAGAAGACCUACUCCACACGGUAUAUUGUUGGUUGUGAUGGUGCACAUUCUAAGGUCCGCAAGUGUAUACCGGGGGCGACGCCUGUGGGUUCCUCUACAGAAGCAGUCUGGGGUGUACUCGACGGCGUACUUGAGACGGAUUUUCCCGACCUCUGGAGCAAGGUCGUUGUACAGUCGGAAGCACUUGGAUCAGUGCUAAUUAUCCCCCGCGAGAGGGGUCUGACUCGCAUGUACAUUGAACUAAGGCCAGGGUCAACGGAGGCAGUUGGCGGGGAGCAAACUACACAAGAGUUCGUACAAAAGCGAGCGCAGGCCAUCAUGCAGCCAUACAGACUGGAGUGGAGGAAUGUAGAAUGGUUCGGCCGUUAUAAAGUCGGACAGAGGGUAGCUGCCAGAUUCACCGACGACGAGCAAAGAGUGUUUAUCGCUGGCGAUGCCAGUCACACUCAUUCGCCCAAAGCGGCUCAGGGUAUGAACACAUCGAUGCACGACUCGUGGAAUUUGGCCUGGAAAUUGAACUUCGCUACCCGUGGCCUCGCGAAACCUACUCUACUAGAGAGCUACGAGCAGGAGCGACAAAAGAUUGCGAAGGACCUAAUCGACUUUGACUACGAACACGCCAACGCCUUCCACGCUGGAGACCCAACAGCUCUUGCAGCAAAUUUCGCUAAGAACGUUGCCUUCAUGUCGGGAUACGGCGUCAGCUAUGAGCAUAACAUCCUCAACGUCCAAUCCAAAAACUACGACCGCGGUUUCUUGACACCUGGUUUCCUGCUACCCCCUGCCAGGGUCACGCGUUACGUCGACGCCAAUCCGGUCGACAUCCAGACCGACAUUCCAGCACUCGGUCAGUUCCGCCUCUAUUUCUUCACACACGACAUCCGUGCGGCGAUGCCCUUUUUGGAGACUGUGUGCCACUGGCAAUCUGGAAGCAGUUCCUACGUCGGUCGCAUCACCGCUGCUGGUAAUGCAUCAUAUACCACCCAGCCUCCUCUUGCUGCACCUCACGAUCAAUUCGUCUUACCUGAGCGAUACACUCCUGUUAGCGGCGUGUUCACCUACGCUCUGGUAACGGACGAGGACCGCAACGGUAUUGAGAUCAAGGACCUACCUCCCGUCCUCCGCGAAUCAGUGUGGACAUUCUACCUCGAUGACAUUCCGGAAACAGACACUCGCAAGCAGAAGUGUAUGGACAAGUGGCUUGAUGGUCUGGAUGAGAACGAAGUGGUCAUUGUUAACGUGCGGCCUGACGGUUACGUCGGCACUGUUCGACGAUUCGCGGAAGGCAACAGAGACAAUGGUCUUGUUGCUGUGCAAUGGAUGGACGACUACUACGAACAAUUUUUACGAGACGCAUAGUAAAUAUUUUGAUGAAGAACGAUGAUUACCGUUUGUUUGGAUGCAUAGUCUUGGCGUUUGGGAUAGAGUCGAGUCCGCAAGCAUGAGUUACAUGCCGUGUGUUACCUGUCAAAUGAAUAUAGAUAGUUUGAGCAUUUUAACUUCACGUCCUAUUUGCUUCACUAUUUUA